AUGGCUUCGGAACCAAAGCCCCCGACCACUGAGCGCGUUUCAAACAUCACCGGUCAAUUUCAGAACCAUCAAUCAUCGUCAUCAUCAGGGAGGAGAAGGGUCGUCGGUACCAUCUCCAAUUGCAACACAGUAGAGCCAUCGGACCACCACAGGGAUCGGGGCCUCUUGCUUCCUCGAUUCGUUGCCGCCCGUCGACCACCUCUGCUCCGAUCUCCCUUACACUCGGUGUCGCCAACUAAAUCGAGCUUCGUAUCUCCUCCUCAGGUCACGAACUCCGACAUCGAGACCAUUCGUUACCCACCUUCUUCCAGAUACGACCUUUCACCUUCGAGUUCAUCAAGAAGCGCAUAG
Molecule: messenger RNA, 351 nt
Organism: Lactuca virosa
Lineage: Eukaryota; Viridiplantae; Streptophyta; Magnoliopsida; Asterales; Asteraceae
Source: the annotation of a GenBank genome assembly